This is a messenger RNA of Truncatella angustata, 459 nucleotides long. RefSeq lists its product as uncharacterized. Lineage: Eukaryota; Fungi; Ascomycota; Sordariomycetes; Amphisphaeriales; Sporocadaceae. The record is from RefSeq and is a predicted model, not a curated record. The transcript is spliced from 2 exons. The coding region runs from base 1 to 459 and encodes 152 amino acids.
AUGAAGCCUUGGAUCCCUGCACUUCUCAUGGGAACCACCGGUGCCCUCGCCGUUGCCAGCCCCACACCACAGCGUAAGCAGACACACAUGUUUGAUAUCGAGUGCUUCAAGACAUGUCGAACACGGCUGACAUUCCACCUCCCUCCAGCUCAGCCGGACGGGGGUCCCGCUUCUCUCUUUGAUAUCGAGAGCGUUUCGACCGUUGGUUGUUAUUCAGACAAAUGCGAUUUCAUGGCCCGUCCGACGGGCGAUGGCGGAUCGAUAGUUUUACCCGCUGUUCCUCGAGACCCCGAGACUUUGGUAGUGACCGAUGAAGAAUCUCCCAAGGUCAAUCGAACAGGGAUCUGCUCCAUAGGCAACUCGGAUAUAUCAUUCCAGUCCAUUCGCUCAUUUUCAAUCAAUCCUCGUCGCGGCAUCACUGUCUCAUCGGACGUGAAAUGGAAGGAAUCAGCGAGCUAA